CCCACCCCACCUCCGCGGCCGCAUGGACGAGGACGACGUGGGCGGCGGGGGCGACGCGUCGCCGCAGCACGCGGGCGACGGGGCGGUGGAGGCGGAGCGCGGGGGGGCGGGGGCGCUGGCGCCGCGGGACGUGGCCUCCUCGCCGACGAGCUCGCGGUCGGUGACGGAGACGGUGAACGGGUCGCACCGGUUCGUGAUCCAGGGCUACUCGCUGGCCAAGGGCAUGGGCGUGGGCAAGCACAUCGCCAGCGAGACCUUCACCGUCGGGGGGUACCAGUGGGCGAUCUACUUCUACCCCGACGGGAAGAACCCCGAGGACAACUCCGCCUACGUCUCCGUCUUCAUCGCGCUCGCCUCAGAGGGCACCGACGUGCGCGCCCUCUUCGAGCUCACCCUCCAGGACCAGAGCGGCAGGGGCAAGCACAAGGUGCACUCCCACUUCGACCGCUCCCUCGAGUCUGGGCCAUACACGCUCAAGUACCGCGGAUCCAUGUGGGGUUAUAAAAGGUUUUUCCGGCGUACUGCCCUUGAGACAUCGGACUUUCUUAAAGAUGAUUGCUUGAAGAUAAAUUGCACUGUGGGCGUUGUGACAUCAACCAUGGAUUACUCUAGGCCACAUUCAUUAGAGGUUCCGGAUUCUGACAUAGGCUACCAUUUUGGGACACUUUUGGACAGUCAGGAGGGUGCAGAUGUUAUUUUCAGUGUAGCAGGACAGAAGUUUCAUGCUCAUAAGUUAGUGUUGGCCGCCCGGUCUUCUUUUUUUAGAUCUGAAUUUUUUGAUCCUGAAUCAGAUGAAGAGAAGAAUGAGUCUGACACAAGUGACGAAAUCAGAGAGAUUGUCAUUGAUGACAUGGAGCCAAAAGUGUUUGAGGCUGUGCUUCAUUUUAUGUACAGGGACAAUCUUGUUAGUGAUGAGGAAUUGUCUGCUUCAAGCUCAGAUUGUUCUAUCUUUGAUACUUUGGCUGGGAAGUUGUUGGCUGCAGCAGACAAAUAUGAGUUGCCAAGGCUAAGAGUGCUAUGUGAAUCUUACUUGUGCAAGCAGAUUUCCGUGAACUCUGUGGCAACUACUCUAGCUCUGGCUGAUCAGUAUCAUGCUAUGGAGCUUAAGUCUGUUUGCCUAAAAUUUGCUGCUGAGAACCUUUCAGCUGUAAUCCGGACCGAAGGAUUCAGUUACCUCAAAGACAACUGCCCGUCGCUGCAGUCGGAGAUACUGAGGACAGUGGCAGGGUGCGAGGAAGAAUGCAGCAGCGGCGGGAAGAGCCAGAGCGUGUGGGGGCAGAUCUCGGACGGCGGCGACACCAGCGGGCGCAGAGUGAGACCGAGGGUCUGACAGCCGCCAGUGUGAGCACUGACUGUCUAAGCAAGCUGCCGCUGCCGUGUAAAUCAGGACAGCAUUUGAAUUUUGACAACUCUUCGAAUAAUAUCAUCUGAUUUUGUUGCACUGUUUUGUUCAUAAGUGUUAGUUGCAUAUGUACCGCCA
Molecule: messenger RNA, 1480 nt
Organism: Lolium rigidum
Lineage: Eukaryota; Viridiplantae; Streptophyta; Magnoliopsida; Poales; Poaceae
Product: BTB/POZ and MATH domain-containing protein 5-like
Exons: 4
Coding region: 23-1330 (435 amino acids)
Biological process (GO): protein ubiquitination
Molecular function (GO): protein binding
Source: RefSeq, a predicted model, not a curated record